AUGGCUGCAGCUGCUGUCCCUUCGUCCACAGGCCUGCUCAACCUGGAGAAAGAGCUUGUGUGCUUCAUAUGCACAGAAAUUCUCUACCAACCCCUGACUCUUCUCGACUGCUUACAUACCUUUUGCGGCUCUUGUCUGAAAGAAUGGUUCUCGCACCAACAUCGAAAGGCCCUACACUCCCAUUCCUCUUCCUCGGCAGCUGCGUAUACAUGCCCGACAUGUCGUGCGGUCGUCAAAGACGUUCAACACAAUGCUAUGAUAAAUACCUUGCUGGAAAUGUUUCUGGCUGCGAACCCGGAAAAAGAUAGGUCGCAGGAAGAGAAGGCGGAGAUGGCCCAGGCAUACAAACCGGGCGAUGAUAUACUUCCAAAGAUCGACGGCCAUAGACGUAGAGAGCGGCGAAGACGGGAGGAAGAGAACGUUUCGCACGAUCGAAGAGGCCAGGAUGACAGAAGUAGACGAGAACAACAAUUACACCCAUCCUCAGCUGAUACGAGACGUGGCCCUCGGUCUUCUAGUGGAAGCACCACGACCCGUGAGCGCAGACCAAGAUCUGACAGCUCGAGAAACUCAGAUCGCACAGGCAGGCAUCAACGUCAAUCAAGCGUAGAUGCUGUAGGCUCACGGGCCAGGUCGGGGGACAAUACCAGUACCGAAGAUGUGCCAUCCUCUUCACCAGCGCUCGGGUCGCCGCGUCAUCCAGAUGCAGUGGAAGCUCGCCAGCGAGGGGCACGCACUGUUGCUCACCAGGCCAGCUUGAUAUCAAUAGUCAGCGCCUCAGAAAGCGGGACUGGGACUGGCGAGAGCCUCAAUGAAGCACAGGUAAUGCAAGAGAUCUUGGCUGCAGGACUCUUGGAUGGUAUCAACAUCGAUGAUCUGACAGAGGCUGAACAAGACGAACUCAGCGAAAUGAUAGCGGAGAGAUAUCGUCAACUUCACCCAGAGAGAUUACGCCGAGCACCAUCAAACGGCGUCGCGUCUAAUGGACAGGGACCAACAUCGGGGCGCUCAGAAGAGCAGAGAGAGGAGGUCGGCCGCCGUCCGCGUGCGGUAUCGAGUAGCAGUCAGAGGCAGCAGACCCAUCCGAGUCCUCGAACGAGCCGCAGUGUGGUCAUCAGUAGCCCGGCUAUCCGACCACCGACGUCUUUUCCUCAAUCGACGACUGACCCGGUCUUGCCAACAUUUCAGGAUAGAGCCCAUCGCCGCAGAGCUUCGAAUGAAAGCGGCAGAAGCGAACAAUCAGCCACAAGGACUGGCAGGAGAUCCGCCACGGAUUUGGCUGAAAGGCCACAGUCGAGCUCCACCGCCUUGGAACGUCCUCGGCAACUAGCUAAUACGAACAGAGCAAACACCGAACCGAGAACUCAUCCAAGGGCUUCCGAGAUGUGGCAAGCUACUGGCCGACAAGUAGCUAGCCCUCCUCAAACUGGCUCGCCAGCAUCGCAGUCUCCUAGGAUAGUGAUGUCAAGUGUGAACACUGGACCAGUUCCGACCACAAUUCCAAGCUCUGAGCCCUCUAUCCCAGCGAUUCCUGCGACUGCAACGUCGACUGGACAUACAGAACCUUCGGUCACAUGUGCACGAUGCUCACGGCGUAGGAUUCAAUAUGAGGUCCAUAAACAUUGCUCUUCGUGCAACCUAGAUCUGUGCAUGAGCUGUUACAGAAUUGGUCGAGGUUGCAAUCACUGGUUCGGGUUUGGGCAUGCUGCGAUGUUCAAGUUCGAUUCAUCACAUCCUGCGAGACCUGGACAGGCUAUUGAACUGCCCCAUUUACUUAUUGGCCGACAAUACCAGAGACCCUCUGUCUUCCAGGAGCUGUCCUUGCGGAAUUCUACACAGACAUCCCUGGAUACAAGCUCACCAAACUCGCGUCUAUUAGAGGGUAACUUCUGCGAUCGAUGUGGCGCAUUUGCCAAUGAAUGUUUUUGGUCAUGCGACUACUGCAAUGAUGGCGAAUGGGGUUUCUGCAACGAUUGCGUAAACACAAACCAUUGCUGCAGUCACCCGCUGUUGCCUGUGGCGCAUAAGUCAACAGUUCCAAACGUUGCUCCUCGACUUAAUCCAUCGACACAGCCUGGCGCCCCGACGCUCAGCCCUUUUAGUGCUGUAGGAGGGGCGCCGUCGCCAGCACACAGCGCUCCUUCAAGUGCUACUUCAACGACUGGCUUCGGUGCUGAUGUUCGCCUUGAUUUUGUCCCUCUGGUAAUCACAACGAAUUGUGAUAUUUGCUUACGACCUAUUCCGCCAGAUGACCUUCGCUAUCAUUGUCCAGAGCAUGUCACACCUUCUCCAGAGAAUUCUGAUCAGAAAGGCGACUAUGAUCUAUGCCAAUCUUGUUAUCUCAGCUUUGUCAAGUCGGGACGAAUCAAACAUGAAGACGGCCCGGAUGGAUGGCGCCUUUGCCCUGAGGGUCAUCGCAUGAUAGCUGUGGUCUUCGAGAUGGAUGCGGACGGAGGCCAGCGAAGAAUUAUCAGGUCUGAUGUCGUCGGCGGCACCAAGAUGACCGGAGCGGACAUGGCGGCGUGGAAACUUGCGAGAGCUAAUCUCCACGAGACACCCUCUGCAGAUCUUGCAGUAAACAGCAGCACUACCCGCGGAAAAUGGACUUGGCGUGAGGAUACCACUAGCACAAGACGUGCAACUCGGGCAAGAACUGCCAGAUUGUCAGCUCCUGCCGAUUUUCCUCCGAAUGGAGGUAUCGGCAAGAUUUGUCGGGCGCUCUGGAGUUACUAUCCAGAAGAAGGCGAGGAAGGGAAGGGUGAAUUGAUGUUCCCAAGGCAUGCGGAGGUAAGUGAGAUUGAGGAGGUUAAUGAGGAUUGGUGGUUCGGGGUAUAUGCUGGAGACAUGGGCUAUUGUCCUGCUGCGUAUUUGAGGGAUAUAGCAUCGGGCUGA
Exophiala spinifera is the source of this 2892-nucleotide messenger RNA. RefSeq lists its product as uncharacterized. Gene Ontology annotation, molecular function: protein binding; metal ion binding; ubiquitin-protein transferase activity. The record is from RefSeq and is a predicted model, not a curated record. Gene Ontology annotation, cellular component: nucleus. NCBI's taxonomy places the organism in Eukaryota, Fungi, Ascomycota, Eurotiomycetes, Chaetothyriales, Herpotrichiellaceae. Gene Ontology annotation, biological process: mitotic cell cycle checkpoint signaling; ubiquitin-dependent protein catabolic process; protein ubiquitination. The transcript has a single exon. The coding region runs from base 1 to 2892 and encodes 963 amino acids.